Contarinia nasturtii (swede midge) is the source of this 4474-nucleotide messenger RNA. RefSeq lists its product as uncharacterized. Lineage: Eukaryota; Metazoa; Arthropoda; Insecta; Diptera; Cecidomyiidae. The transcript has 9 exons. Gene Ontology annotation, cellular component: nucleolus. The record is from RefSeq and is a predicted model, not a curated record. Gene Ontology annotation, biological process: ribosome biogenesis. Bases 102 to 4376 code for a protein of 1424 amino acids.
ACGAACACACGUGGAGUGAAUGGAUAAUCCAAAACAAAGCGAAAAAUUUGGAGUUUUUCAGUUAAAUUUGCAAUUGAAGUGCAUGCUUGGAAUGAGCAAAGAUGAAUACAGAAAAGGAGCUCCGUAAGUGGUUGAAUCGUCCCGACUUCAGUUUUGUUGACAAUCUAAGUUUCGGCAUCAAAGUGUGGAAUUCCAUUGAGUUUGUUCUGUUGACAAAACAAGAGAUAGUUGUCGAUGAAUUUUGUAAUAAUUUAACGAAAUUGCGUGACGAAAUCAAUCGUUCAUCGGAUCCAAAGUGCGGUGACGUGGCAUGGGAGAAAAUCAACGAAUUUUUAAAUUUUCGAUAUUCGUCUGGAGCUGUUAGUGUCGCUGUUAAAGAUAAAUUGGUUAAAACUCUGUCGCAAGAGGCUGAAAUAAGUAUCAAUGAAUCGAAUGCGUCGCAUUUGAUUUUGAAUGCUUUGCUAGUCACCUUGCAAAAUACGUCCAUUCAAAAUUAUUACAAGAGUAAUGCGGUGGAAUUUGCUCGAUUUUUGGGAUUAAACAUUCGAUAUGUGACGGUGUUGUUAGACUCAGAAGAAGCAAUUGAACAAAUUAAGACGUACAAAGAGCACAUUGAUCAGUUGUUCACUGCCCUGAAGGCGUUCAUCAAACAAACUCCGUUCCUGGAUGAAUUCAAAUCGGCGUUUGCCACUGAAAUUCUGACUGCACUGUGUGAACUGGUCAUUUUAUCACAACGCCGGCAAAUCGUUGCCAAACAAGAGCUGUUGAGCAUAUUGCAAGAAUUAUAUUUCGAUGGAAAUCAAACGAAUGAAUUGAAAAAGUAUUUGAAUGGAGCAAAAACGAAAUUUCCAACAUUUCAUGAGAUAUUCGCAAAGCCAAUGCAUGUCUUUCUCACAGUUGUCGAGGCAUUAGUGUGGUCGUUUAGAAAUGAUGAAGAUGUACGAAAAGCAUUUUUACGUUAUUUAUUCAACGAAACCGAUGGACGCUUUCGAAUCCAAUCCGGCGAAUCAAUUCAAACCCAAUUGCAUGGCGUAACAGUGUGCAUGUUUCUCCUGAAAAAGUACGAUGUGCCAAUGCAUUUCCAAAUCGAUUCGAAUCGGGCAGCCACAUAUCUGGGCCACCAAAUCGAAUUCUUUUUUAAUUCGUAUCACACAAAUCAUACAUAUGAGGUGCUGAAUUUACUGUGUGCCACAUUAAAGUUGGAUCCAUUGAUUUUGGAGUAUUCCGUAUGUCAGAUCGCGGUAAAAUUCAUGCUACUCCCCAAGAAAGACGAAUCAAUUUGGAAUAAAUACGAAGAAUUUAUGUUUUUGAUGAUUGAAAUGUAUCGGAAAAUGAGCAGGUCCGAAAAGUUUAUAUCACAAUUGAUAAAAAAUCUGUACGAAACAGUGUCCAAGGUGAAACUUUCAAAAAAAUUAAAACGUUCAUUUAAUAGCAGUUUUGUGGAAGGAUCAACACCAUCGAAAAAACUCAAAAAUUCUGUGGACGAUGACAUUUCAAUGGAUGGCAGCGUAAUUGAACGCAGUGUAUCCGAAAAUCGUUAUGUCACCAUGUUCGAGGAGAAUAUUUUGACCGAAUGUGAGAAUUUGGUGACGAAAUCCGUGUGGAAGCAAAAUAUUCAGAAUAGCCAAAUUUGGAGCGACAUUGCAUUUGCAUUUACACCAGCUAUCAGUAGCACCUAUACUCGUUUCAUCUCGAAUUUGGUGUCGCGACCAUCGUUGGUCGUAUGGAAGACACUAAACUUCACCUUGAAGGAUUAUGUGCAACAAUUGAAAGAUGCCGAUGGAAAAUGCAGUGAAAAUUGUAUAUUUUUAAUUGAAAUCACAUGUGCAUUGCUCAGUCAAUACUUUAUGGGAUCAAGAUUGGCCGAACAGUCGGAUAAAUCAUGGAAUGAAAUUGAGGCAAAUCGAAAUGCAACUCGUGACAUUCUCACCGAAUUCGGUCACGCAAUUCUCAAUCAAGAGCACAACUAUCGCACGAUGAAUGCAUUCUUGAAACUAUGCUAUAGCGCUUCAAACUUUGAUUUGCUUGUCUGGUACUAUCGUCCGGAUUCAAUGGGAGUCGAUGGCGAGGAGAGUAAAAAGUUUGAUGUUGAAAAUUCGGCGAAGAAGCUACUUUCGUAUCUAAAUGAAAAAGAAUGGAUAACAAUUCAGCAACGAAUCACCAACUUUGGCAAACGCGAAUGCAAGGCCAACAUAAACAAAAUCUAUUUGCAACGAUUGAAAACUAGUCAAUUGUUUGAAUUGGAAAAAGCUGACGAAGUGGAUAUUUCCAAGUAUGUACUGUCAACCGCUUUUAAGGACAUUGAACAAAUUGCGGAUAUUUUAAAUGAUUCAAGCCUUUGUUCAUGGUUCAUUGGUAAUUUGAAUGCCAAACAAAAGCAAAUCGUAUGCGAACUGUUGCUGCAGUCAACAAGUGAAUUUAAUACCUUGAAUCGGUUGUGCUGCAUAAAUGAUUGGCAAUUUAUUGAAAGUUUAACCGUGGCCACGUACAAACAACUCAUCGAAAUAUUGGCGGUUGGCAAACAUUCGGAAUAUUUAUCGGAGAUAAAUUUUGAUGCGAUUUUUGAACGGAAAUUUAAAAAAGCAUCGAAGGAACUUGGCGUCAUAAUUGAAAAGCAAUGCAACGAACCGAAGUAUGCAGAUAAAAAACAUAUUCAAAAACAACGUGAGCAUAUCAUGGAUUUGGUGGGGCUUUUGAAUAAUUUACCAGUCGGAUUUGGUAAGGCGGAUGCUAAGAGCAUUAUUUCAGCAUUACAUGUCAUCGUAUAUCGAUAUUUGUCCGUCGGCGGUGAUGAGGAGUUGUCGAACAUUGCUGUGAAUAUAUUUAAAGCCAUUCUUCACUUUGGUGAAUCGCCGAAUGUGUUUGCCAAUCUAAAAAUCAAGACGUUAAUCACGAUUUUCAAGGACGAAAAUAGCGUUCAAUCAAUAUUUGCUUUGAUAUUUGAGCGAACAUGUCGCGAUAUAAACAUUGAAAAUGCCAAAGUCCUUGAUGAAUUGUAUGAACUUCUACAGCAAUUCGAAACAAAUGACCAGAGUCAGCAGAAAAUUUUGCUACAAAUAGCCGUAUUGGUAGUGGGUGAUUUAUCAAAAGACAAGAAAAAUCGAGUACACUGUGACCGAUUUCGUGACAUUGUGUUUGGAAUCAUAAAAACUGUGUCCAAAGACAAGAAGAACGGUGGAUGGUUGAUUGGGGCCACUUUGCCCGCCUUUGUGAUUAUUGUGAAGGCCUAUAUUGCUGCGAAUAAAGCGAAGGAAGAAAAGGACAGCGAUGAACAAACGAUACAACUCAUCAAAUUAUUCCUUAAAAAUUCAGUCGAUUGUAUGAAUCAGCAUUCGGUGCGGCUUUUGAAUACAGCCCUAGAGAAUAAAGCCUACCUUGGGCUUACCGAUGAGGAGAUAAAAGAAUUGGUUGCAAAAUACUGGCUAGAUUUCAAGAUGGCCUGCGGUAAUUCACACGAUGUCGCUACAAAUAAAACAUUGAAUAGUGCUCUCAAAAUCAUUUGUGAUCACAAAAGCAUCGAUGAAUGGAUUAAAUUACUGACCGAAGUGGAAAAGGAAAUUGAGUCAUCGAUUUUUUCCGACCAGUCAAAGCAACAGAGUAAAAUAUUGGCGUCAAUGGCAAAUUGCCAAUACAAUAAGAACAAAGGUCAAAUUUUCACUGGCUUUUUCAAAACCGUCACACGGCAAAUCAAUUUAACAAUUCGUGCAAGAACUACGGACUUGACACAGAAUUUCGAUUGGAUACUGAAUUUACUCGAAUGUUACACCAUUUUAACCAAUAAUGUGCAGACGCCCGUUUCUGUUGAGUUGAUUGAUGAUGUGCUGGCAUUUUUGGCCGAGAUUAAUAUCAAGAAAAUUGAUGCGGAGAAAUUCGAUUCGGAUCAAUUUAAAAGUCUAUUGGAACAGAUGUGUGCAUUAGUUUUGGGAUUGAUUCAACAUCGUUCUGUGUUUAUAAUGGAUCGUGUGCCGCAUUUUUCAAACGUGUUCAAGGAUCUAUUGCAGACGAUUUGCUGGUAUAAAUCAAAUCGAAGCCAACAAACACAAUUAGAACAGGCUGAAAUAACAAUGCUCGCCGAAAUGGCACACAGUCUUGAAAAAACAAACAAAACAUUUGUAAAACAUUCGGCGGAAGUGAAGCGUGUCGCACCAUAUUUACUACUGUUUGCCAUCAACAUGAUGAUUGGCAAUGAUCGGCCUACGACUCUUUAUUCCAAAAUCAAAACACACAUCGAGUACAUAUGCUAUGACCUAAUUGCUGUGUGUGAUCACCGAACCGAAGGGUACAUUUUACGUAGCUGCAAUGAAGCGUCCAAAGCCAUUUACGAGAGUUUGCAUCGUGACUACCGAAAAUACUUUAAAUUUAAGGGCAAAGUUUAAAGCUCCAACUUUUCACAAUACAAAGACGAAAGAAAGGGCAGAAAAGGAGAACGAAAAUACAACAUAUUCAAAUUAUUUGUUUUUUUAUUCUAAAAAUU